Messenger RNA from Neltuma alba, 1424 nucleotides. RefSeq lists its product as uncharacterized. The record is from RefSeq and is a predicted model, not a curated record. NCBI's taxonomy places the organism in Eukaryota, Viridiplantae, Streptophyta, Magnoliopsida, Fabales, Fabaceae.
CAAUCCCCCACCCGUUUCCUCCAUAACUGCCCUACCUUUUCAUCCUGAUCUCCUCCUCGGGGAAAUGCACAUUCCGGCCAGUUAUCCUCCUCUCACCCAUUAGCCUUCGUCCACUGUCCCCUGAAAGUCCUGAGCUCAAAGCCAUCUUCUUCUGCUCUCGCUUACUCUACAAGUUAUUCCAUGCUUCUUCCAUGCCUGCGGGAAAGUACAGAUUUCUCGUUCCUGCCCAAGUCUCCGUGAAGUUUUCCUUCCCGCUUGGGUGAUGAGUUGCGAUUUCGGACGGGGGAAAUUUCGCUUGAUUCCUUGAUUUUGUUUAUGUAUUUUCUGCUGCUCACGGGAAUGGUAGAUGGUGACUGUAGUUUUCUUGUUUUAGUAGACGCCUCGAGUUUUCUGGAAAAGAAAAGAAUUUUGCCAACUCGAUUUACAGUAUGUGAAUUUGGGUUUCACUUGUAAUUGCGACGCACACUUUUUUUCCCCUGCAAAUUCAGAUUCAUUCUGAAAAUGGAGUAAAACUGCACAAAUUUUGCACUUCUCUCAGCCAUGCCUCCGACUAAGAUCCAACCCAUUGGUAUAGAUUCCCGAAAGCUCGGGGAAGCGGCGGUUAGAAACGAUUCGGCGAAGCCAGUGUUGAGGUCGCGGCUAAGAAGGCUCUUCGUCUUUGAUCGGCAGUCUCCGAGCGUGAUCAGGAAUUCCUCCCCGGAGAAACUCAACGUUCCCAGUGAACACCUGUCCAACAGAGAUGGAGUAUCGGAGUUCGAGCCGAGUUCGCUUUGCUUGGCGAAAAUGGUGCAGAAUUUCAUAGAGGAGACAAACGAGAAGCAACCACCGGCGGCUAAAUGCGGCCGUAAUCGCUGCAAUUGCUUCAACGGCAACAACAACGACAGCUCGGACGACGAGCUCGAUGUCUUUGGCGGUUUCAAUGAAUCAAUCACCUCUGCUUCGUUCAGCGAUGCCAGCGACGCGCUCAAGAGUCUGAUUCCUUGCGCAAGUGUUGCUGAGAGGAAUCUGUUAGCUGACGCUGCGAAGAUAGUUGAGAACAACAACAAAGUCUUCAGAACAAAAUAUGAUUUGAGAAAUAUCGUCGCAGAUGGGCUUUCAUCUCUGGGAUACGACUCUUCUGUCUGUAUAUCUAAGUGGGAUAAAACCUCAUCUUACCCAGCCGGGGAACAUGAAUUCAUUGAUGUGAUUUUAGAAGAAGAGAUAUUGUUAGUCGAUAUCGAUUUCCGAUCAGAAUUCGAAAUUGCACGAUCAACAGGGAGCUACAAGACCAUCCUUCAAUUGCUGCCGUACAUUUUCGUCGGGAAAUCGGAACGGCUUGAUCAGAUAGUAUCGAUCGUGUCGGAGGCGGCCAAGCAGAGUCUAAAGAAGAAAGGAAUGCACCUUCCGCCGUGGAGGAAGGCGGAGUAUAUGCGAGCCAAGUGGCU